Messenger RNA from Gopherus evgoodei (Goodes thornscrub tortoise), 2449 nucleotides. RefSeq names its product craniofacial development protein 2-like. The transcript is spliced from 2 exons. The coding region runs from base 1115 to 1999 and encodes 294 amino acids. The record is from RefSeq and is a predicted model, not a curated record. Gene Ontology annotation, cellular component: nucleus. Gene Ontology annotation, biological process: chromatin remodeling. Lineage: Eukaryota; Metazoa; Chordata; Testudines; Testudinidae.
GGGUGGAUGGGGUUGUCAGGGAGGGAUAGUACCUCUGAUGGGGGAGCAGUCAUACUCCUAGGAGUAGCUCAUCCACUUUGGUCCCCACUUGACACCAUGCUCUCACCUGUGGCUCCAAGUAGCUGUCAGCAUGCGACAGCAGCCACACCCCGGAAACCUUCUCGACUGACUGGCUAAACCAGGUGAGGGUAGCGGAUGAGUCUGAGACCCUUGGUGAGUCAGGGCCUGUCUACCCAUUGCACGCGAAGGCUGGAUCUGGCUGACUGAGGAAACCUGGUUCAACGGUCAGGAGGGCAGGGACAGCAAGCGUUGUGGAACGCUCAAGAGCACGACAAGACACGUAGGCGUCCUGGUCAUCCACUGCGCCCUGCCCUGUCUCCAGCCAUCUUGAGUCUUGUCCUGCCACUGGAUACAGAUAGGAACUGGGAAGAGAGAGUGAGGUUGACGUCGCACAACUCUCCCUCACUUUAAUCCAAUUCACGCGCAAGUCUCGACAUCAUUUCAUAUCACAUCAUAUCAAGUCCCGUGACGAUGGGCGAGCGAUGAAGCAGCAGGUGUGGAUACACUGGGAGCUGUAGCCGCGGACCUGCACACAGGCAGCUCAGGUAUAAUGGUCGUUCCUCACUGACCGAGGCAGCAGUGGAGCUCGGCGUCUUCUUGAGUGACUGAGCAGCCCUAUUCAGGAUUGCACUGCUCACCUCCGUAGAAUGAAGAGGGGGCUAGAAAAGGUGCCCUAAACAUUGCCUGCUUCACCUUACCCUGGCCAGCAUACUGCGGCUGGCGGGGAUCCCAUAAAAGCGGUCAAACAAAAACAAAACUUAGAGUGACACCGAUCACCAUUGGCACAUGGAAUGUGUGCACGUUACUGGACAACAUCACAGCACACAGACCGGAGAGAAGAACAGCCCUUGUCGCCAGAGAGCUCGCACGCUACAACAUUGACAUUGCAGCCCUUAGCGAAACUCGCCUUGCUAAUGAAGGACGGCUGUUCAAGUCAGACAGAGGCUAUACAUUCUUCUGGAGUGGCCGCGGCAGUGAUGAGUGUCGCAAAUCUGGAGUUGGCUUCGCCAUCAAGAGUCAUCUUGUUCGGCAACUUGCCAGUUCCCCCAAGGGUAUGAAUGACCGACUCAUGACAAUGCAGCUUCCGCUUCGGAAAGGAAAACAAGGUACUUUGAUCAGCGCAUACGCUCCCACAAUGACCAACUCAAAGGAUGUGAAGAAUACAUUCUACGAAGAACUAGAUGCUCUGCUAUCAUCAGUGCACCGCACAGACAAUCUGAUCUUACUUGGCGAUUUUAACGCAAGAGUCGGAUGCGAUGCCACAGCCUGGGAAGGAGUCAUUGGGAAAAAUGGAGUGGGAAAGUGUAACAGCAAUAGCCUGUUACUGCUGAAAACUUGUGCAGCACAUGACCUUCUGAUCACCAAUAUGGUCUUCCGCCUCCCUACCCGUAACAGGACUUCGUGGAUGCAUCCCCGUUCCAAGCACUGGCAUCUGAUCGACUAUUUCAUCAUCAGGAGAAGGGACAGACAAGAUGUCAAGGUUACAAAAGCUAUGUGCGGCGCUGACUGCUGGAUGGAUCACAGGCUCAUAGUAUCCAAAAUGAAGCUCCGUAUCAUGCCGAAGAGACGACCACAAGGCUAUAAGGCUCUCAAAAGGAUCAAUGUAUCAAAGCUGAAGAACAGCUGCAUCGCUGAAAAUCUAGCGGAAGACCUAGAGAAUGAGCUUGCUGAUCUUCGUAUUGAGGAUGACGCUGAGAAAGACUGGGAGCAAUUCUGCAACACUGUCCAUACAGCUGCAUCAAAGGGAUUGGGGCCCUCCACACACAGGCGGCAAGACUGGUUUGACGAAAAUGAUGCAGAAAUCCAGGCCUUACUUACUGAGAAGCACCGCCUGCAUCGUGCAUAUCAGAACGACCCAUCCUCAGCGGCAAAGAAGACUGCCUUUAUCAACGCUCGCAGAGCAGUACAGAACCGACCACGCAAAAUGCGGGACUUGUGACUGAGCACCAAAGCAGAUGAAAUACAGGCAUAUGCGGACAGGAACGACUACAGGCAGUUCUAUGAAGCCCUCAACACACACUGUGGUCCACAGUCUUCUGGGAGCUUUCCCUUCCUGAACUCUGAUGGCACUGUGCUCCUUGCAGAGAAGACGCAGAUUCUCCAGAGAUGGGCUGAACAUUUUGAAGCAGUUCUCAACUGCCCCUCAGUCAUCAAUGAUGAGGCGAGUGACAAGAUGCCCCAGGUUGCAGUCAAUGACUCCAUGGAUGCUUCACCAGAAGAGGACGAAGUGAAGAAAGCCAUCAACCAGCUAAGCCCCAGGGUCAGAUGCCAUACCAGUAGAGGUGUAUAAAGUCGGUGGACCCGUGCUGCUACGGAAACUCACUGAGCUGUUUCAGUCCUUCUGGAAGCAGGGAUCCAUUCCACAGGAAUUUAGAGACGCGUCCAUCGU